This is a messenger RNA of Danio rerio (zebrafish), 2679 nucleotides long. RefSeq names its product gamma-aminobutyric acid type A receptor subunit alpha4 (gene gabra4). Lineage: Eukaryota; Metazoa; Chordata; Actinopteri; Cypriniformes; Danionidae. Gene Ontology annotation, molecular function: monoatomic ion channel activity; GABA-A receptor activity; extracellular ligand-gated monoatomic ion channel activity. Gene Ontology annotation, biological process: monoatomic ion transmembrane transport; monoatomic ion transport; regulation of postsynaptic membrane potential. The record is from RefSeq and is marked provisional. Gene Ontology annotation, cellular component: membrane; postsynaptic membrane.
AAGUGCGCUCGUGAAUGUGCUGCGCGUCGGACGCACGUCCCAGUUUUGGCACUGAGGCUUGUGUGUAGGAACCCAGCGCGUCCUCCUCUCUCUCCUCUAACCUCCUCUCAGCGAGACGCACGAUUCCACAGGAUGCCUCACCAUAUGCUUCUCUUAACCACUGAGUUUGGGGUUUGGAUGUAGGCGAUCCAUCGGGCGCAGAGUGAGUUCUGGAUUUGGAUGCUUCGCUGGCACGGCUUUGCGGGUGAUGGUGAAGCGCGUCUUGCGCGCUACCGCGCGUUUCCUCGGUCAUUCCUCGGGACGUUUGGCGACGGGAAAUGUGAAGAAGGCUUAAAGAAUGGCAUGUAAACAUGGUUUCUGCCAAGAAGGAGAUGGUGACUGCGAUGUACCCCACUUCUAUUUCCACUCUCCUCUACUUUCUCUGUGUGGCGGCUUGCAUAAAGAGAAUAUCUGGACAGAUCAGAAAGGAUGAGAAAUUAUACCCGGAAAAUUUCACACGCAUUCUGGACCGACUCCUGGAUGGAUACGACAACAGACUCCGACCUGGAUUUGGGGGUCCAGUGACGGAAGUGAAGACGGAUAUUUACGUCACGAGUUUUGGCCCAGUUUCUGACGUGGAGAUGGAGUACACCAUGGACGUGUUCUUCCGCCAGACAUGGGUGGAUCGGCGACUGCGGUAUGAAGGCCCCGUGGAGAUCCUCCGGCUGAAUAACCUGAUGGUGACCAAAGUCUGGACUCCCGACACUUUCUUCAGAAACGGCAAGAGAUCCGUGGCUCACAACAUGACGGCGCCCAACAGACUCUUCCGAAUCAUGAAGAACGGCACCAUCCUGUACACUAUGAGGUUGACAAUAAGUGCCGAAUGCCCGAUGCGACUGGUGAAUUUCCCGAUGGACGGCCACUCCUGUCCGCUGAAGUUCGGCAGCUAUGCCUACCCAAAGACUGAGAUGAUCUACACGUGGACUAAAGGCCCGCAGCACUCGGUGGAGGUACCUCCUGAAUCCUCCAGUCUGGUCCAGUAUGAUCUGAUUGGACAGACUGUGUCCAGCGAAACUGUCAAAUCCAUCACAGGUGAAUAUGUGGUAAUGACGGUCUACUUCCACUUGAAAAGGAAAAUGGGCUACUUCAUGAUUCAGACGUACAUCCCCUGCAUCAUGACUGUAAUCCUUUCGCAAGUGUCGUUCUGGAUAAAUAAGGAAUCCGUGCCCGCCAGAACUGUCUUUGGAAUCACCACCGUCCUCACGAUGACCACCCUCAGCAUCAGCGCUCGCCAUUCUCUGCCCAAGGUCUCCUAUGCCACCGCCAUGGACUGGUUUAUAGCCGUGUGUUUCGCGUUUGUCUUCUCCGCGCUCAUUGAGUUUGCGGCGGUCAACUACUUCACCAACGCCCAAGCAGAGAGAGCCAAGAGAAAACAGGCCAAAGCUGCGGCCGCCGCAUCCGUCAAGAGCUCCACGGGCAAAAAUAAAGACACAGAGGAGGUCCUGCAGCAAAACUCGGACACCAACGGCAACCUGCGGAAACGUGUCAACUCCAACAUUCAGCCUCAAGCAGAGUCCAAGAAAACCCAAAGAACCGAAGCCUCAAGCAAAAGCGGCGCAUCCUCGUCCAAACCAACUCUGACCAGCCAAUCAUCUUCCACCUCAGAAGGUACCAGCAGUUUCUCCAGCCAAUCGCGUCUUAGCCCCAGUUCCGCCAGCCAAUCGAAUGCAGCCGCUUCCUCCUCCUCUGCCUCAAAGACCACGCCUCCGGCUCCACCCUCUACACCCACAGUUCCUGACAAACCAUCGCCCGGGACGACCCCCGCAGGCUCCGCCCCUCUUCACCACCUCCUCGGGCCUAAAUUAGAGAAUAUCAAAAAGAAAGAAGCAAAGGCUCAACCUCAGCCUGCCGCCCCUGCCACUGGAGGAGCCAGCAAGAUCGACGAAUAUGCACGCAUUUUAUUCCCAGUGUCCUUCGGGGCGUUUAACAUGGUGUACUGGGUGGUUUACUUAUCCAAAGACACCAUGGAGGCCAAGGGAGCCUAACAAGCUUGGAUGUUUGUACCCUUUUUUUUUUUCUACAACAAUGAUAUCUUAAGGAUUACGUCAACUGUUGUUCCAAGCAAUUCCAAUUAUAUCAUGGCAGACGAAACUGGAUAUUGGAAAUGUACUUUUUUUUGGAUUAUCAAAAGGGCCGUACACAAGAUUAAGCAUGUGGAUAUAUUAUACUAAGUAAAAAUCGUUUAAUUAAUACAAACAGAAAUACUAUCCAAGCAAUCUCUCACUGGAAUGAAUCUUAGACUUCUUUGUUGUCUGUUCGAAGAGCCAUAUUUCCAGUCUGUCCUGUUUAUCUCUGGACACACUGAAGAAGAAACAAUACAACUGAAUGGAAAAACCAAUACCAGGGGUCUGUUCAGUCUAUUUUUAUAUUGAGACCCUUCCAGAGGAAUCCUUCAUCGGGAAACCCAACGGAUUUGAACUGAUCUGCCAAGAAGACGUAUUUCUGACGUAAUACGCAGCAUAUUUCUUUCGUAAUUUCAAACCGCGUCACGAUGUAUGUAAUCUAUCAGGCAUGAAUGGCAUAUCUAUGCUGCGAUCUCUCCCUGAGAGCAAAUGUUGGAACGGAGCAAGUCCUGAUUGCUGAAUAACAUAUGCAUGUCUUUUAUUUUUUAAAGAGACUUAAAAACGAAAAAAAAAAAAA